AUAACCAAUAUGCCUGGUCAGACCUCUUGCAGACCAUUAGAGAACACACGAGGACGUUUCAACGACAACUAGAUCAGCUAGGUAUCAAAGAUGUACUCGAAGAGUGCGAGGAAUCUAUCAAGGAUCCACUUACAAACUAUUCCAUUACCCUCAAAGAGUUGAUUGCCGAGAUAUGCGUUGAUUCUGGUCUCGAUGAAUCCAAGUUUGACAAAGGUCUGACUUGGAAAGUACUGGUCCAGCGCAUCGGCACUACAAAGCUGGAAGCGGACACGAUCAACGGAUACAAGCAACGCCUGACGGACGCAAGGAACGAGUUGAUGCGUGCUCUGAUGCUCUAUGUUACCGUCUCUGUUAGAGAUACGGCGGAGCGGGACAUAUUGAAGGAACUCCAGUCUAAACAACGCCAACGUCCGCAGGAAUGCCAGCUGGGUACACGUGCGGAAAUAUUGGCCGAAUGCGAAGCCUGGUCCAAAAACCCAGACGCUCCCAACGUCCUGUGGAUCAAAGCUGCACCAGGAGCGGGCAAGUCGACUAUUGCGUCCACCUUGGUGACUAGGCUCGGUAUCAAAACGACGCGUCUAGGAUCAAGCUUCUUCUUCAGUCGGCAGGAGACUGCGACUACGACUACUAGCACAUUAUGGCAAGGCAUUGCGUAUGACCUCGCGCGACAUCCUACCAUUCGCAAAUACCUCGCAGAUAAAAUGAAGAAGGAGAAGAUUGACUUGACGACACCAAACGUGGACAUUCUUUUCAAGCAAUUGGUUGAAGUACCGUUGUCCAAAAUCGGCAACCUCUCACAGGACCAAUCACCUGUGGUCAUCAUUGAUGCAUUGGACGAAUGUGGUGGGCUGGCCGGCACACGAUCGAUCGAAUUUCGACGACUUUUGCAAACCCUCACUGCCUGGUCUCGUCUUCCAAUCAGUUGCAAGUUGAUCGUCACCAGUCGUGAGGAGGACGACAUAGCGAGAAUGUUCGCUCUCAACCCUCCAUAUACCAUCGACCUACUCGCUACACAGGAGACAGUCAGCCAGUCCAAGCGAGACAUUCAGGCAUUCCUGACUGAGGAGCUUAGGAAGGUUGCUAGCAAGUAUACCAUUCGAUCCGUCGAAUGGCCUCAAACAACGACUAUCGAAGCCUUGGCAAUCAAAGCUAAUGGGCUAUUCAUCUGGGCCUCGACGGUGAUAGAGUAUCUCCGUGCUGGCAUGGAUUCACUCUACACUACAGUCCUCCAAACCGCGUUUCCCAAUCCGAGGCCAACUCUGAUGGAGGACAUAAGAACAAUUCUGGGCGGACUGGCUGUCGCCAAAGAGACUUUAGACAUGAAAACGUUAACGAAUCUCCUCGCAAUGGAUCCUUGGACGGUCGAACACAUCUGUGGCGCACUACGACCGGUGCUGGAAUUCGACGGAGGACUUCGGUUCCGCCACCAGUCAUUUGUCGACUUUUUUUUAAACCCAAAUACGACAUAUUUGGUCCCUGGAAUCACGACAGACACCUCCCACCGGAUUCUUGCAGGCCAAUGUCUACGGAUAAUGAAGGAGAGGCUACGAUUCAAUAUCUGCGAGAUCUCGUCAUCCUAUUUGCUCAAUCAGGACAUUUUGAGUGGACUGUCAUCUAUUGAGACCUACAUUCCCCGCCAUUUACAGUAUGCGUCGCGGUAUUGGGUGGAUCAUUUGAAUCUUCCAAGUGAGGAAACGAUCACCCUCGUUCGAUAUGUUCUCAAGAUUCACUUCCUUUCGUGGCUUGAGGUCGCAAAGGACAUGCGCCAGUUCACGGUGCACUUCAUUGAGGUGAUCUCACAAAGCGUGGCGGGCAUCUACCUGUCGGCUUUACCAUUAUCGCCUGCGGUUUCGAAGGUGCAUCAACAAUACAGAUAUCAAUACCCCAACACAUUAUUCGUCCACUCAGGUGGAUAUCAACGGUGGUCACCACUCCUUUUCAUACUCCGCGGGCAUACCGGGAGUGUGAAUGCAGUUGCGUUCUCUCCAGAUGGGCGGCGCGUUGUCUCUGGAUCUGAUGACCGAACGGUGCGUCUGUGGGAUGUAGAAACGGGCGCACAGAUUGGAUCCCCGCUUGAAGGACAUACAGAUUAUGUCCGCUCGGUUGCAUUCUCGCCAGACGGCCAGCGCAUUGUCUCUGGAUCUGAUGACCGAACGGUGCGUCUGUGGGAUGUAGAAACGGGCGCACAGAUUGGAUCCCCGCUUGAAGGACAUACACAUUAUGUCCGCUCGGUUGCAUUCUCGCCAGACGGCCAGCGCAUUGUCUCUGGAUCUGAUGACCGAACGGUGCGUCUGUGGGAUGUAGAAACGGGCGCACAGAUUGGAUCCCCGCUUGAAGGACAUACACAUUAUGUCCGCUCGGUUGCAUUCUCGCCAGACGGCCAGCGCAUUGUCUCUGGAUCUGAUGACCGAACGGUGCGUCUGUGGGAUGUAGAAACGGGCGCACAGAUCGGAUCCCCGCUUGAAGGACAUACAGGCUCGGUUAAUUCGGUUGCAUUCUCGCCAGACGGCCAGCGCAUUGUCUCUGGAUCUUCUGACCGAACGGUGCGUCUGUGGGAUGUAGAAACGGGCGCACAGAUUGGAUCCCCGCUUGAAGGACAUACAGGCUGGAAACGGGCGCACAGAUUGGAUCCCCGCUUGAAGGACAUACAGGCUGCGGUUAUGUCGGUUGCAUUCUCGCCAGACGGCCAGCGCAUUGUCUCUGGAUCUUCUGACCGAACGGUGCGUCUGUGGGAUGUAGAAACGGGCGCACAGAUUGGAUCCCCGCUUGAAGGACAUACAGAUUCUGUCCGCUCGGUUGCAUUCUCGCCAGACGGCCAGCGCAUUGUCUCUGGAUCUGAUGACCGAACGGUGCGUCUGUGGGAUGUAGAAACGGGCGCACAGAUUGGAUCCCCGCUUGAAGGACAUACAGAUUAUGUCUGGUCGGUUGCAUUCUCGCCAGACGGCCAGCGCAUUGUCUCUGGAUCUUCUGACCGAACGGACAUACAUUAUGUCCACUCGGUUGCAUUCUCGCCAGACGGCCAGCGCAUUGUCUCUGGAUCUUCUGACCGAACGGUGCGUCUGUGGGAUGUAGAAACGGGCGCACAGAUCGGAUCCCCGCUUGAAGGACAUACAGGUGUCUGGUCGGUUGCAUUCUCGCCAGACGGCCAGCGCAUUGUCUCUGGAUCUUCUGACCAAACGGUGCGUCUGUGGGAUGUAGAAACGGGCGCACAGAUUGGAUCCCCGCUUGAAGGACAUACAGAUUAUGUCUGGUCGGUUGCAUUCUCGCCAGACGGCCAGCGCAUUGUCUCUGGAUCUUCUGACCGAACGGUGCGUCUGUGGGAUGUAGAAACGGGCGCACAGAUUGGAUCCCCGCUUGAAGGACAUACAGGCUGGGUUAUGUCGGUUGCAUUCUCGCGAGACGGCCAGCGCAUUGUCUCUGGAUCUUCUGACCGAACGGUGCGUCUGUGGGAUGUAGAAACCGGCGCACAGGUUGGGUCGCCGCUCGAGGGACACACGACUCCGGUUCACUCAGCCACAUUCUCGCCAGAUGGCCAGCACAUUGCUUCCGGAUCUGAAGACCGAACUAUACGCAUAACGAAUACCAGCGCCACAGAAGAUAGUGUACAUUCACUUCUAAAUCAGUACUGCCGUGUGGGCGACGAUGGAUGGUUAUUUGGUCCAUCUAGCCAGCGACUCUUUUGGGUACCGCCUCCGUUUCGUGCUGGGAUCGAGCGGCCAGGAGUUGGCAUCAUAGGUCAAGUCCAGAGGCUGGGUGUCGAUACAACUCAAUUUGUGCACGGAGAAGAAUGGACACGGGUGAAGGAAGGUGGAAAGAUACCUGAAGAUAUCUGA
Serendipita indica DSM 11827 is the source of this 3833-nucleotide messenger RNA. Lineage: Eukaryota; Fungi; Basidiomycota; Agaricomycetes; Sebacinales; Serendipitaceae. The record is from the annotation of a GenBank genome assembly.